Drosophila kikkawai is the source of this 1256-nucleotide messenger RNA. RefSeq names its product BTB/POZ domain-containing protein KCTD9. NCBI's taxonomy places the organism in Eukaryota, Metazoa, Arthropoda, Insecta, Diptera, Drosophilidae. The record is from RefSeq and is a predicted model, not a curated record. Gene Ontology annotation, molecular function: protein binding. Gene Ontology annotation, biological process: protein homooligomerization.
AAAUAUCUAAACUGGCAGCACUAUUGUGAACGUGAAUCUGCGUCAACACAAAGAAGAAGAGAGGAGAUAAACAGCAGUGAUUUGUUGUUCCAGUCAGGACAAAUGGACAAUGAUCCGAGGGAGAGUGCACCUGCCAAGGACGAUCCGGCCGAGGAGGCAAGCCUGUCCGUCGCCACCAACUUCGCGCCCAACCGCUGGGUGAAGUUGAACGUGGGCGGCCAGAUUUAUGCCACCACCAUAGACACUCUAGUGGGCAGGGAGCCGGAUUCGAUGCUGGCGAGGAUGUUCCUGCAGGACGGCAACAUGGUGCCCAGCGAGCGGGACGAGCAAGGCGCCUACCUGAUAGACCGUAGUCCUCGCUAUUUCGAGCCCAUCAUCAACUACCUGCGGCAUGGACAGUUCGUCUGUGACUCCAAUGUCAGCAUCCUAGGCGUGCUGGAGGAGGCGCGUUUUUUCGGCAUAUACUCGCUGGUCACACACCUUGAAGAACGCCUAGGGCAGGAAGAGGAUCCACAGAGCGAUCGGCCGCUGACGCGCAUGGACGUAAUCAAGGCCAUCAUACAGACCUCAGUGAUAACGGAGCUUCGCUUCCAGGGCGUUAAUCUCUCCGGAGCCGACUUGCGGAAGCUAGACUUUCGCAACAUCAACUUCAAGUACGCCAACAUGUCCCACUGCAAUCUGUCUCACACCAACCUUAACUAUUGCUGCCUGGAGCGGGCGGAUCUGCAGUAUGCAAACCUGGAGUGUGCGCAGCUGGUAUCCGUUCGAGGACUCUGUGCAAACAUGGAAGGUGCCAACCUAAGGGGCUGCAACUUCGAGGAUCCCACCGGCGUGCGGACCAAUCUGGAGGGCGUUAAUCUGAAGGGCGCCUGCCUUGAGAGCAGCAACAUGGCGGGCGUGAACCUGCGCGUGGCCAACCUAAAGAACGCCAACAUGAAGAACUGUAAUUUGCGCGCCGCCGUGCUCGCCGGAGCCGACCUGGAGCGAUGCAAUCUCUCUGGCAGCGAUCUCCAGGAGGCCAAUUUGCGCGGAGCGAACCUUAAGGACGCCGAGCUGACACUCAUGGUGACGCCGUUGCACAUGUCGCAGGCCAUUCGCUGAUCGGGGUUCCUUCGAGGGGACAAUACCAUGUGCAAUCACAUAUCACACCUUAAUUAUAAAUUAUUUGUAAAGAAUGCGGUCUUAAUUUAGUAAGUGUGUACAUACGUGUUUUUUUUAACAUAGCCCAUAAAAUAAACAGUAUUAGGAUUGAUUUG